UACGAACUCUCGCGCGAACUGGUCAGGUCUCGCGAGAGGUUAACAUAGACGCACUGAUUUCGUAAAAUUUGCCAGUUUUACGUUGUUUUUUGCUUCCAGCAAGCGUUCAGAAUCACUAUUUUGUCUGCAGAAGGGUCCACAUGAUACUUGUCAACAUGCCGGUGGAAGAGAAUAAGGACCUGCUCCUGGAAGAGACAGACCUUGCAUACGAAGAAGAUAUCUUGCGCAAUCCCUUCGCCGUGAAGUGCUGGCUGCGUUACGUGGAGCACAAAACUACCACCAAUGCACCUGGCAAGGCUAUCAACCUGGUGUAUGAACGGGCCUUGAGGGAACUGCCUGGCAGCUACAAGCUGUGGUACAACUACCUGAAGAGGAGAAGGAAGCAGGUGCGAGGCAGGUGUAUCACAGACCCAGCGUAUGAAGAUGUCAACAAUGCCUUUGAGAGAGCCCUUGUCUUCAUGCAUAAGAUGCCGCGUAUCUGGCUGGACUACUGUGUGUUCCUGAUGGACCAGAAGAAGAUCACCCGUACGCGCCGCACGUUUGACCGCGCGCUGCGAGCGCUCCCCAUCACCCAGCACCAUCGCAUCUGGCCCAUGUACCUCAACUUCAUUAAAACUUACCCGCUACACGAGACGGCGGUUAGAGUCUACAGGCGCUACCUCAAGCUGGCCCCAGAAAACACAGAGGACUACAUCGACUACCUGAUCUCCAUAGACAGACUGGACGAAGCAGCCACGCGUCUGGCUGACCUGGUCAACAAGGAAGACUUUGUGUCCAAGAGGGGCAAGUCAAACCACCAGCUGUGGCACGAUCUGUGCGAUCUCAUCUCCAAGAAUCCGGACAAAAUCCGCUCCCUGAACGUGGACGCCAUUAUUCGCGGCGGGCUCCAUCGCUUUACGGACCAGCUGGGCAUGCUCUGGAACUCUCUGGCAGAUUACUACAUCCGCAGUGGCCACUUUGAGAAGGCCAGAGAUGUGUAUGAAGAAGCCAUCCAGACUGUGGUGACUGUGAGAGACUUUGCCCAGGUGUUCGAUGCCUACAGUGAGUUUGAGUCCACCAUUGUCAACAACAAACUGGAGAUGGACGAGGACGGGAAACUGUCAGAGGAAGACCAAGAUGACCUUGACCUGCGGAUGGCUCGGUUUGAGGACCUGAUCUCCGAGCGGCGCCCCCUGCUGCUGAACAGUGUACUGCUGAGACAGAACCCACACAACGUCAACGAGUGGCACAAACGAGCCAAACUCUUCUCCGAAAAGGAGAAAGCCAGAGAGGUUAUCCAAACCUACACAGAGGCAGUUCAGACAGUGGACCCCCAGAAGGCCACAGGAAAGCUGUACACCCUGUGGGUCGCCUUCGCCAAGUACUACGAGGAAAACAGCCAGGUUGAUGAUGCCAGAACAAUAUUUGAGAAGUCCACCAAGGUGCCAUUCAAACAUGUGGAUGACUUGGCCAGUGUGUGGUGUGAAUACGCUGAGAUGGAAAUCAGACAUGAAAACUUUGAUGCUGCCCUGGAGUUGAUGAAGAGAGCCACCGCCAUGCCAGGCAGGAAGGCCGCGUACUUUGACGAGACAGAAACGGUACAGAACCGUCUGUACAAGUCGCUCAAGCUGUGGUCCAUGUACGCCGACCUGGAGGAGAGUUUCGGCACGUUCAAGUCCUGCAAGGCUGUCUACGAUCGCAUCGUCGACCUCAGGAUCGCCAAUCCUCAGAUCAUCAUCAACUACGGCAUGUUUCUGGAGGAACACGACUACUUUGAGGAAGGUUUCAAGGCCUAUGAGAGAGGUAUUGCCCUGUUCAGGUGGCCUAACGUGUAUGACAUCUGGAACAUGUAUCUCACCAAGUUUAUUGACCGGUACGGUGGGAAGAAGCUGGAGCGAGCCAGGGAUCUGUUCGAACAGUGUCUGGAAGACUGUCCUCCCAAAUAUGCCAAAAAUUUCUACCUGCUGUACGCCAAACUUGAGGAGGAACACGGUCUACAGCGACACGCCAUGGCGGUGUACGACCGCUCCACCAAGGCCGUCCAGCCCGACGAACAGUACGAGAUGUUCAACAUCUACAUCAAGAGGGCUGCGGAGAUCUUCGGUGUGACCUACACCAGACAGAUCUAUGAGAAGGCUAUAGAGAUGCUACCAGAGGAACAUGCCAGGGAGAUGUGUCUAAGAUUUGCAGAUCUGGAGAAGAAGCUUGGAGAGAUAGACCGAGCCAGAGCAGUGUACGCUCACUGUUCACAGAUGUGUGAUCCAAGGACAACAGCGUCCUUCUGGCAGACGUGGAAGGACUUUGAGGUCCGUCACGGGAACGAGGACACGAUUCGUGAGAUGCUGCGUAUCAAGCGCAGCGUGCAGGCCACGUACAACACCCAGGUCAACUUCAUGUCUGCCCAGAUGCUGGCCGCUGCCGGGAGUGCCACAGGGACAGUGGCUGACCUUGGGCCCGGGCAGAUGGACGACAUGAAGCUGCUGGAACAGCGUGCACAACAGCUGACCACGGAACACGAGAAGGACAUGCCCAAACCUAAGUCACAGCUCCUGUUUGUCAGGGGAGGCAGUACCCAGGAGGACCUGAGUGAUGCAGUAAAAGCUAACAACCCUGAUGAGAUCACCCUGGACUCUGAAGAGGAGGGGACGGACAGCGAGGCAGAGGUGGAAGAAGUCCAGUUGGAACGGAGGAGUGUGCCUACCGAGGUGUUCGGAGGGCUGGCCAAGGAAGAUGGGGAGCAUGACUAAUACAAUGUAUAAAAACAUAACAGGAGUGUCCUGCUAAGUAUAGCUUAGUCUCAAGGAACUGAUUGAAACAGGACAGAUUUCGCUGUCAUAUGGAUCUAAAGAUAUCAGAUAAUUGUUACAACAAGAAGAACAUAGCAAUGGAUAUUCAAGAAUAACCUUAAAUCCAAUAAAGUGACAUUCCAAUA
Messenger RNA from Branchiostoma floridae (Florida lancelet), 2911 nucleotides. RefSeq names its product pre-mRNA-splicing factor SYF1-like. Bases 141 to 2726 code for a protein of 861 amino acids. Lineage: Eukaryota; Metazoa; Chordata; Leptocardii; Amphioxiformes; Branchiostomatidae. Gene Ontology annotation, biological process: mRNA splicing, via spliceosome; generation of catalytic spliceosome for first transesterification step. Gene Ontology annotation, cellular component: U2-type catalytic step 2 spliceosome; Prp19 complex; post-mRNA release spliceosomal complex. The transcript has 18 exons. Gene Ontology annotation, molecular function: protein binding. The record is from RefSeq and is a predicted model, not a curated record.